AUUGGUCCCUUCCUCUAUCGUCCUUUCCUUUUUUUUUCUUGUUCAUCCUUCAGUUCAGUUUAUUUUGACGACCUCCACGACUUACGACCUUUGUUUACGCGCCCAUUGUUCAGAUGCUCACGCUUGAGCCUCAGGCAUUAAUUACAUGGAGCAUGCGUUACAACCAAACUUCGAAUGAUAUCGCCGCUCCGACAACGCCGGGACGGGCUCAUGAUAAGAUUAACGAUAUCGUCACAUCGCUCGAGACUGAUUGGCAGUUGGGAUUGACUACUCGCGCGAGGACGUGGUCACCAAGCCUUUCAGGCAAGAAGUCUGAUGUAGACAAAGCUCUGGAUCGCAUUAAGUUUUUGUUUUAUCAAGGGCCACAGGUGCUGAAGGAGCUUCUGGACAAAUUCGAGGCUAAUGCUGGAUCUAAGCCAAACGCAGAGCGUUUGCGCUAUCUCAACCAACUGUUGGAAUGCGCUACUCCAAAAGGAGUCCGUGGCAAGUCCAUUCAGGAAGCCACGUCGCUCCCGGAACCUCAAGGUCCUGAGUCUGGUCGAGUUCAUGGCUCUAAAGAUGUACAGCAGCUCUUACGGCAAGCUUCAACGCCGAUAACUAGAAAGUCCAAACCCCCAGCGGCGCCAGCAUCAAUCUUCAACCGUCCUUCAACGACAGAACCUGACAGUAGCACUUCCGGUACAGAGAGAGCGUCCCGCGGCCAGACGAGAGGCGAACCCCCGUCACCUUUGAUUUUCACGCCAAAAGCGGCAGACGAAGAUGGCCACUUUACGACCCCACCUCAGUCACCGAGCUUGGCGGCCAGUAUGCGGAAACAAUCCCAGCUAUCAAGUCCUGAACAAUCGUGCAACCAAUCACAGCAGCGAAGGCGAGGAAAGCGGUCGCCGGAAGAGUCCGGUGAUGAACCAUCACCAAAACAUUGCAGGACAUCUGAGGAAGACACAUCAGACCCUGAGGAAUUCCCUUUCGCUGUGCCAAAACCACUGAUGGCGAAAGGAAGAGCGCAUCAGGAUUCUUCAGCGUCUGCUCAAGACGGGCGUUCAGCGGCCACGUCCUUCACGUCCACGACUGGUCUUUCGCGUUCAGACUCUGUUUUCUCUCAAUACCGCGAUAAUACAACCACUGCAAAUACUUCAUUUACGACAAAUGCCGCAAACUCGCAAGAAGGAGCAGUAAUCGAAGGCGAGAUGUUCCACAGCUCUGGAACAGUUUCGCUCGACACCAAUGAAGCAUUGCUGCAAGCUGUCAGCAAGUUUGAUCCGCCAUCGAACAACAUUAGUCCUGGCAAGAAAAUGGAGCAUCAUCAGAUAAAGAACCUGACAGAGCAAGGUCUCUUUGUUCCCGAUCUCACCAGAAAGCUUAAGAACAAGCCCUUCAAGCUACGUUGGGAGUUUGUACGCAUUGCUUUAGCCAACGGCGUAGAUCCAGAGGUCCUACUGCCGCACGACGAAACACAUGAAGAUUAUGAUACGUUGUGGGAGUAUUUCUCCAGACACCCUGCCUGCCAUAUCCUGCCGCGCAAAGGCCAAAUCGACGCUUGGAAGGCUACUGGAACUAGUGAUAUGAAGCUCAAAGCAUCGCUCAGUGUCAACUCUAGCAACUCCGGUCUGUUGUUCGAGCUAAACCCAGAACCGCUUAGGGUGGAGGAAUCUUGUCGUUUCCAACGAGCAUUUGGAGGAGAUCGAUUUCUGUACUUGGAAAUCCCCCCUUUGAAUGAGAAGAGCAUGCCAAAUCACUUAAAGAAGCAAGAUGGAAAUUUGUCAGAGCGAAUUCAAGAAUGGCUACUCGAGCCAAAAGAUUUUCUCGGGCGAACCUGGAAGGUGUUUCACUACGAAGACGUUAAAAAGAAGAAAUCCCUUCGUCGGCCCACAGGCGAAAUUGGAACAAGAAGAGUGGUACUCUUUGCGGAAAGUGGGAUUGAUAUCCCGACUAAGAGUGUCGGAGAACUCAUUCACUGGUUUAUGCCGCUGCAUCUCAAUGCCCAACAGACAUUUGCGAAAGCGUAUGCCCGCCUCAGCCUUGGUCUCACGACCACAAAGCCUGGGCUUGUCUUCAAGCCGUCACAAGUUCGCUUCGUGCGAGAUGCUGUGCCGGAUGAUACGCCCGAGUACGACCUAUAUCGAGAUCCGGAUAUCGAGUGGCCUUUUGGUCCCAUCAAUCAACAAGUAAUGAACGACGGUUGCGCCCGUAUCUCGGUGGGAGCCGCUAUGGCAUUAUGGCGGUCGCUCAGAAUGAGUGGUCCUCUUCCUAGCGCAUAUCAAGGGAGAAUUGGUGGCGCUAAAGGUGUCUGGAUGUUAAGUGCGCCGACAGACACUCAAGACCCGGACCAUCGUGGUAUCUGGAUAGAGGUUACGGACAGCCAGUUGAAGUUUGAAGCUCAUAAAGAGGAUCUCCAUGAUAGCUCUUUCGAUCCCCAUCGUCUUACCUUUGAUUUACACUCCUGGACCGACGCUGUUUCUUCUUCAAGUUUGUAUAUCUCCUUCGUUCCUAUUUUGGAGAAUCGCGGCGUUCCUGCAGAAACGCUGCAAGUGCAGUUUAGGCGAUGGAUCAAUGAUCAGAACAAGAAGUCUGAGGAGAGGACCCGUGAGGUUGGCGACAUAAUGUGGCUGGCGAGCAUGCCAUGCUCACUGCAUGAAAGGGUCGUCUAUUUACUGGAAACUGGUUUCAGCCCUAACGCACCAGUUCUAGCAGCAAGCGUUGAGCGCUUGGUUGCCAAAAGCCUCAAAUGGUUAAGACAGUCCGCACGGAUUCCUCUCGCGCAGUGCGUUUAUUUGAAAGGAGUCGCAGAUCCCACAGGAACCCUUGAACCCGGAGAAAUACACCUUUAUUUCUCACAAAGCUUGUCGGACGACACUUCGGGGGAAGUCUUCACGUUUCUCGAUAAUCGGGCUGUUUUAGUGGCUCGAAAUCCCGCUCUGAGGAGAUCUGACAUCCAAAAGGUCAGAGCAUCUUUCAAAAUAGGGCUCACGCACCUGCGAGAUGUUGUUGUUUUCUCCUCGAAGGGUAGUUUCCCACUGGCUGGAAAACUCCAAGGAGGUGACUACGAUGGUGAUGAUUUCUGGGUUUGCUGGGAUCCUAGGUUGGUUCAACCUUUCCGGAACGCCCCGGCACCUAUGGACCCCCCCAAUCCAGAAUCCUACAGGAUAAAAGUCGAUAAAAGGAAACUUCGUGAUGUACUCCCGGAUUCUUCGCCUUCAUCGAUCGACUCAUUCCUAAAAGAAAGCUUUCAGUUUCGGGAGAGAAAAACUUUCCUCGGUGUUUCCACGAAGCUCCACGAGAAGGUUGCCUACUAUGAGAACUCAAUCGAGUCUGAGAAUACCAAUUCACUUGCAGAUAUUCAUCAUCUUCUUGUCGAUGGACCGAAAGGUGGCCUUGUGUAUGACGAAGAAGAUUAUGAACUAUUUCAGAAGGGUCUCAAGCUUCCUAAGAAAGUCACCGGAGUCAACUAUCAGCCAGCGUACAAAGUUGCACAAAAGGAAGAUUCGGUGAGCAAAUACAAUACCAAGAAAUCAGAUGGGAAAAUCAAGUACAACCCCGAGAACAUUAUGGACAAACUCUACUUCGAAACGAUAAAGCCGCAUACGGAAGAGACACUGGAACAACUCAGCGCUCAACUGUGCCAGGGUGCUCAUUAUGAGCGAGCCCUCCUUGAACCAUACAUACAGGUGCAUUCAAGUUCCGAUUCGGAAAUCGAGCUAGAGCUCGAGAGGCUGACAAGGUGCCUCGUGAAGGUCUAUGACCGGUGGAUGCAGAUGAGUCGAGUUAACAAAGAAGGGAACCAUUGGGGUUUUGAGGUCGACGAUGCCGAUUCCUUUGAUGCUGCCACCUUGGAGUGCCACAAGCUCUACAAAAGCAUUAUGCCAUCCAAUACACGAAAUGCAACCAUCAACGGCUGGACGAUACAAACAAAAAACAACGUGGCAGCGGAGUGGGACUAUAUCAAGGCAAGCACCUUGUGGAAGCUAUACAGCGAAAAGCACAGUUUCGUGUUCUACAUGGCAGGUCGCGAGCUGUCAUUCCUCAAGUGUGAUAGCUUUGAGAACUCCCGCUUUGUUGUUCAAGACGUGUGGGCGAGCAUGAAACCACGCAAGAUCAGAAAACCGGUUACUAGGCAGCCCGUGGUGGAAGCGAGGCCCGAGGUCCUCAGUGCGUCUAGAGCCAAUGAAGGAUUGAUCCUCAGCGAGACCGAAGCCGACGAGGAGGAAGGCUUCAUGACAGCACCAGAGGAGGACGAGGAGAAAAUUUCCGGUGACGCAGCACAUGAGAGCGCUGAAGAAAAUGAAGGCCCGGGGAGACAGCUCUACGAAGAGCUGAGCAAGAUUACGACGCCGAAGGGGGAGCCGCGCCGGAGCAGGGCUUCGCUUGGAUCUAUUCCGAAGCUGACGCCUCGCAGACAGAGCAGCCGGAUGCAGGGCCAAGGCAAAAGCGACAAGAAAAGGACGCCUACUUUGGCGAUGUGAGGGGCUUUUGAACAUGGAUGGAAUCUUGGAUUAGGCUUCGAUAAGCCUGAUCUUGUUGAUGGUUUGGAUCA
Messenger RNA from Aplosporella prunicola CBS 121167, 4531 nucleotides. RefSeq lists its product as uncharacterized. The transcript is spliced from 3 exons. Gene Ontology annotation, molecular function: RNA-directed RNA polymerase activity. Bases 114 to 4460 code for a protein of 1448 amino acids. The record is from RefSeq and is a predicted model, not a curated record. Gene Ontology annotation, cellular component: nuclear RNA-directed RNA polymerase complex. Gene Ontology annotation, biological process: siRNA processing. NCBI's taxonomy places the organism in Eukaryota, Fungi, Ascomycota, Dothideomycetes, Botryosphaeriales, Aplosporellaceae.